Messenger RNA from Papaver somniferum (opium poppy), 2045 nucleotides. Its product is annotated as pentatricopeptide repeat-containing protein At5g44230. Bases 78 to 1652 code for a protein of 524 amino acids. The record is from RefSeq and is a predicted model, not a curated record. Gene Ontology annotation, molecular function: RNA binding; protein binding. NCBI's taxonomy places the organism in Eukaryota, Viridiplantae, Streptophyta, Magnoliopsida, Ranunculales, Papaveraceae. The transcript has a single exon. Gene Ontology annotation, biological process: RNA modification.
UCGCGCUAUGCACAUAUGUCUUAGUUUUUAAGUAGUUUCCCAUUUAGAAUCUCAGGGUAUCAUCUGUGCAGAAUGCCAUGGUGAUAACGUCUUCCCGCCAUUUCCAUUCAAGAAGUAGUACUAGAAAAUUCUGCUCAAUUUCUUUCUCUCAAUUGUUUCAACAAAAACGUGUCUUAGAAUCUCAAAUCAGCACCACUCUUAUUAGUUGUAAUGGGAUUCAGCAAAUCAAACAAGUUCACGCUCACAUUCUCCGCAAAGGUCUUGAACACAGCUCGCUUGUUCUUACCAAACUUAUCAGAACUCUCACUAAACUAGACAUUCCGAUGGAUUCUUACCCUCGUUUGAUUUUUGAUCAAGUUCAGAAUCCCACUUCUUUUAUGUGGACUGCAAUCAUCAGAGGCUACUCUCUUCAAGGAUUUACGAGCGAAUCGUUUCUCAUGUAUAAGCGAAUGCGACGAGAGGGUAUCCGUCCAACUUCUUUUACAUAUUCAGCUCUAUUCAAGGCAUGUGGAGGAGGAGAUGUUGUUGAUGCAGCUGUAUUUGGUCGUCAGCUUCAUGCUAACGUUAUUUGUAUUGGUGGGUUUGAAUCUGAUUUACAUGUUUGUAAUACAUUGAUUGAUAUGUAUGUCAAUUGCGGGUUGAUUGAAUGUGGGAGGAGACUGUUUGAUGAAAUGCCUGAAAGAGAUGUGAUCUCAUGGACGUCUAUGGUUGUUGCGUAUACAAAGAAUGGAGAUAUGGAAUCAGCAGCUGAUUUGUUUUAUGGGUUAAGGAACAAGGAUGCGGUGGUUUGUACUGCUAUGUUGACGGGAUACGUACAAAAUGGAAAGCCGAAAGAGGCGUUGGAAUUGUUUGAGAGUAUGAUGAAGGACAAUGUUGUGAAGAUUGAUGAGGUUACUCUGGUAGGUGCAAUUUCUGCUUGUGCUCAAUUGGGUUCUACGGAAAAUGCGAAUUGGAUUAGAAUCAUAGCUGACAAAGAAGGUUUCGAUUUGGCUAAAGAUGUUGUCGUGGGAUCUGCUUUGAUUGAUAUGUACUCUAAAUGUGGGAGUGUUGAAGAGGCUUAUAGAAUCUUCCAGGGGAUGAGAGAAAGGAAUGUUUUCUCGUAUACUGCGAUGAUUACUGGGUUUGCGAUGCAUGGGCGUGCUGAAUCAGCAGUGAAGUUAUUUUAUGACAUGCUGGAGACAGAAAUUAAGCCGAACGAAGUUACAUUUAUCGGGGUCCUUACUGCCUGUAGCCACGCUGGAAUGGUUAAGCAAGGCAAGGAGAUAUUAGAAAAAAUGCAUAAUGAUUUUGGGUUGACACCAUCUGCGGAUCACUACACGUGCAUCGUAGAUAUGCUAGGGAGAUCUGGUUGCUUAGAAGAAGCUUUCGAGCUUGUGGAAAAUAUGCCUGUCAAGCCUCAUGGAGGUGUCUGGGGAGCCUUACUCGGAGCGUGUAAGGUCCAUAAAAAUGUUGAAAUUGCGGAGAUUGCGGCAGAACAUCUAUCAGAGCUUGAACCUGACAAUAUUGGAAAUUUAGUUUUGCUUUCCAACAUUUACAGCUCGGCUGUAAGGGGUGAUGAUGUUUCACGGAUAAGAAGGUUGAUAAAAAAGAAACAGCUGAAAAAGAAGCCUGGUUGCAGUUGGGUUGAAACUAGGGACGGUUGGUGCUGCUAAGGGUCACAGCAAGAAAUCGGCGCUGUUGUCUAGGUUGAUGAGUAAUUAAUGUGCUUGAAGAUUCGAAGAUUUCCGCUAACAGAUUUACAGUCCAUUGUGUCUAAUUGAUUUCUGCAAACGGAUUGCAAGCAAGUUAUUACCAUACCCAACUAAACUUAGUCGGGCUGAAGUUUGGUUAGAACUUAGCGCUCCUUUCACAGGUGCUCAUAGAAGCGCAACUGAUUGCAGAGAUUUCCCGCAAACCGAUUGCAAGACAGUUAUACACACCCAAAAUAGUUUUGUAAUAGUGGUAAUUGAAUUAUUGUCCCUACUUUUGAUGGGCUAUACAAAUAUCCUUAUCACAUAAUAAUUAUGUCCUUCUGUAUCUAUAAGCCCAUCAGGGGCCCAUCAACA